AUGAGCCAUCGAUCGCCACACCAACUGCAGCAACGGGAAGAGAGGAGCGGCAGCGAGCCUCUGCCGGCGGUAUCGUCCACCGUCCGGAGCCCGGACGGGGGCGCUCUCGAUGGAGGGUCACGAACGGUCGAUCUCGAAGAGGACGACGAGGAGGGGGAGGCAAGCGGCGGGCUGGACCGGGAGGAGGGGCGGACCUGCGAGCUCCCGAGCCCGACCGCCAACGACGCUGAAUCGGUAUGCAGCAGCAACGACAGCUGCCGCAACGGAGGCAUCACCCCCACCUGCAGGAUCUGCUUCCAGGGCUCCGAGCAGGGUGAAUUGCUGAGUCCCUGCCGAUGUGAUGGCUCAGUGCGGUACUCCCAUCAGCCAUGCCUUUUGAAGUGGAUUAGUGAAAGAGGAUCAUGGAGUUGUGAGAUUUGCUGUUACAGGUACCAUGUGGUAGCAAUAAGAAUGAAAAGACCAUGCCAGUGGGAACCUAUCACAGUGACAUUGGUUGAGAAGGUUCAAAUAAUAGCAGUGAUCCUUGGCUGCCUUUUUCUGAUAGCAAGUGUGACCUGGCUUUUAUGGUCAGCCUUCAGUCCUUCUGCAGUCUGGCAGAGAAAAGAUGUCUUAUUUCAAAUCUGCUAUGGGAUGUAUGGCUUUAUGGACCUUGUUUGCAUAGGUCUGAUCAUUCACGAAGGAGCAGCAAUUUAUCGAGUGUUUAAACGCUGGAGAGCUGUUAAUCUGCACUGGACCGUGUUAAGUUAUGAUAAAGCAAAUGAUUUAGAAGUAAACAGCCAUCAUGCUGAAAGCUCAAUCAAUCAGUCUCUUUGGUCCUCUCUGAAUCAGUUCAGAACACAAAGGCCUGUUGGCUCCACCAGGCUAAUGGCUGAACCAUUUCACUGCAGCUAUACUUUGUUACAUUUACUCAACCGAUUCAGACCCCAAGAUGAGGAGUAUGAUGAGAACAGUUCUGCUGAGGUGGUAAUGAGGGUAACAACAGUUUGAAAGUGUGUUCUUCAUGGUCUAAUGAACUGAUGUUUAUUCCUGCCUUUGUUCACCAAGAUCAAACGUAUAUAAGAUAAAGAAAAGUAAUAUAUUUAAAAACCCUUUUAUAAAAUGCAUGCACUUUUGAUAGAGUGCU
Mobula hypostoma (lesser devil ray) is the source of this 1123-nucleotide messenger RNA. RefSeq names its product E3 ubiquitin-protein ligase MARCHF11-like. The transcript is spliced from 4 exons. Gene Ontology annotation, biological process: protein ubiquitination. The record is from RefSeq and is a predicted model, not a curated record. Gene Ontology annotation, molecular function: zinc ion binding; ubiquitin-protein transferase activity. Lineage: Eukaryota; Metazoa; Chordata; Chondrichthyes; Myliobatiformes; Myliobatidae. Bases 1 to 987 code for a protein of 328 amino acids.